AGCAAGUAGAGGACAGUGGGAGGGCUGAAGUGAAAGAGGCAAAGCAGGCAAACAGUUUACAUCAUUAUUCCAGAAAGAUCCAUCGCUGGCUCGUGUGCCAGGGGCCGUCGGUGCUGCUCUAUUUAAGUGCGCAGGCAGAAGAGGCAGCAGUUUUCUGAGUGCUGCUAAAGCCCAGACACAAAAUGGACAUCGCCAUCCAGCAUCCCUGGUUCCGUCGCUCCUUCUGGCCAUCCCUCUUUCCCAGCCGGAUCUUUGACCAGCACUUUGGGGACCCCAUCUCUGAGGCCGAAAUGAUCCCCUCUCUGUACUACCCACGACCUUCCUUUUUCCGCUGGCCAAGCUGGGUGGACAACAGCCUUUCUGAGAUGAAAAUGGAAAAGGACCGUUUCUCCCUAAACCUGGAUGUCAAACACUUCAAACCAGAGGAGCUGUCGGUGAAAAUCAAUGGAGAUUUCAUUGAAAUUCACGCUAAACACGAGGAUCGACAGGACGAUCACGGUUUUAUCUCGCGGGAGUUUCUAAGAAAAUACCGUGUCCCUGCUGGUAUGGAUCCAGCCUCUGUCACGUCCUCCCUGUCUGCGGAUGGGGUUUUAACCGUGACAGCCCCACGCAAACACACAGAGGGCCCGGAGCGCACCAUUCCCAUCACCCGUGAAGACAAGCCGGCCGUGGCUGGGUCUCAGAAGAAGUAAAGCUGCUAGACUGCUGUGUUUUAGAUUCAUGUCCUUGUCUUCUUCCUGUUACAUUACAAGGGAAUAACUUAUUAGCUUUUCCUGACAGGCCAAAACUUAUGCUGUCUUUGCUAUGCAAUCUUAACGAUAAAUGUUACCUAAACGGAUUUCAUAGAAAUACACUUUUACAAUAAAGCAUUGUUUUCUGUUGAUGCCACCAAACAAAGGGGCUUCUGUUUAUCUUGCAGCUUGACAGCAAGACAAAGUAUUUGAGUGUAGAAGUAUUUUUCCCCACCAUUUUUUUUAUGACAAAGACAAACAGGCAAAAAUGGGCCAUUGUAUUAAACUCAGCUGGAUCAGAUGGCAAAUGAUGCCGCAGUCUCUCAUUAUUAAUGGUGUGAUUUGUAGAGGAGUAAGCAUAAGGUCCUAUGAGUUAGCGUUACUUUAAACAUUAACUAAACAUGAGCAAUAUUUUCCUUACAGUAUUUAUUCAUCUUUGUUAAUGUUAGUUAAUAAAAAUACAACUGUUAAUAAUUUCAUGUUAACUCUGGCACAUUAAAUAAUAUUAACAGAUAUUAAUCUGUGUUAGUACAUGUUGAAAAAAGCAUUAUACAAGAUUAAUAACUGCUUUGAAAGUUUUUUUUUGUUCACUGUUAGUUGAUGUUAACUAAUACUGGUAGGGAUUAUUGUGGUGUUGUUUAUUCUCUGUAUGUUAAAUGAUUUGUUUUGAGAUGUCACAAUGGCUUUAGUUUUCGGUAUGGAAAGGUAAAGCUCAUUUAAUGAUGGAUCUGGGACCAGAGAAAAAGUCACAGGAUUUAAAUGUUUUGAGAAGAUUUGUGUGCGUUGAUCCAGGUUUGAUUGGUUAAUGACACUGCAUUGCUUCACACUAUAUACUUUCACCACUGUUUUUACGUGAUAAUAGCAGGAGCAGGGCUUUAAAACCCAAGGUUGAAGAUGGUUAUGAACACAGCUUUAAACUGGAAUGAAAGCUAAUGUUAAGUCAGCAUGAUUAGCAGGUGCUACUCACAUGGUGGUAUGCUGCAGACAGCUGGUGUGUUACUGCAAAAAAUGAAGGAGAAAGAAUAAAAGCAAGUUUAUUAAUGCAAGAUUUGAAAA
Messenger RNA from Carassius auratus (goldfish), 1787 nucleotides. Its product is annotated as alpha-crystallin B chain-like. Gene Ontology annotation, molecular function: structural constituent of eye lens. Lineage: Eukaryota; Metazoa; Chordata; Actinopteri; Cypriniformes; Cyprinidae. Gene Ontology annotation, cellular component: nucleus; cytoplasm. The transcript is spliced from 3 exons. Bases 183 to 692 code for a protein of 169 amino acids. Gene Ontology annotation, biological process: negative regulation of apoptotic process; response to heat; protein refolding. The record is from RefSeq and is a predicted model, not a curated record.